AUGUUCUCCAUCACCCGUAAGAGCGCCAAGGCGCCGGCGCUGGCCGCUCUGCUCGUCGUCCUGGCCCUCUGCGCGGCCACCGAGGCGCGCGUGAUGCGCACGCUGAGCCAGCUGCCGUACGGCGGCAACCCCGGCGACUUCAACCGCGCGUGGGCGCCGUUUGCACAGGCCGGCCUGCCCGUCUACGCCCCUCAGGCGCCCCUCGCGUCGACGCCCGAUGGGGCUCGCCUCGAGUCCGGCCCCGUGAGCGCCCCCCAGACGCUUACCUCCUACGAUGCCUACGGCGUCGGCGACCCCCGCCUGACCGCCACCCAGGCCCGCAACUUCAACUACGGGAUGCAGUACGGCCUCUACCCCCUGUGGGGCCGCCGCCGCAGCUGA
Monoraphidium neglectum is the source of this 381-nucleotide messenger RNA. RefSeq lists its product as hypothetical. The coding region runs from base 1 to 381 and encodes 126 amino acids. NCBI's taxonomy places the organism in Eukaryota, Viridiplantae, Chlorophyta, Chlorophyceae, Sphaeropleales, Selenastraceae. The transcript has 2 exons. The record is from RefSeq and is a predicted model, not a curated record.